AUGUAAUUUGUAAUAGUCAUAAUACUAGAAUUAAUUGUGAUUGGAGGAUGUUGUCAACCUCAAGACAAAAUAAACAAAUCAAUAAUUCGAGGAGGUUAUACUAAUGUGUUGAAUUUAAAUAAUGGUGCUCUAAUAAGUUCAAGAUAAAUGAAUUAUUAUCCUGAAGGAUAGAUAUAAUCAUUAUGUUUGAGAGAUUCUAUCUAUAAUGUAAAUGGGCAUAAAGGAUUUUGGGCUUGCCUUAUAGGUAGAUCAAUUAUAAUUGAUUUGUUUUAAACUUAUGAAUUGAAUACAUUAAAGUUAAGAGUUUGGGACUUAGAAUUUGCACGAUGGUAUAAUUUAGAGGUUUAUAUUAUUUACAAUAAUAUAAAAAAAUUAAUAUUUUAGUAAUUAGCGCAAAGAGUUAUUACUAUAUAAUUUGAAGAUUAAUAUGUUGAAUAAAUUGAAAUAUUGUCUUUUAUUAAAUAAUUCAAAAUGAUCUAUGACUGA
Messenger RNA from Paramecium primaurelia, 486 nucleotides. Lineage: Eukaryota; Ciliophora; Oligohymenophorea; Peniculida; Parameciidae. The record is from the annotation of a GenBank genome assembly.